This is a messenger RNA of Colletotrichum graminicola M1.001, 939 nucleotides long. RefSeq lists its product as uncharacterized. The record is from RefSeq and is a predicted model, not a curated record. Lineage: Eukaryota; Fungi; Ascomycota; Sordariomycetes; Glomerellales; Glomerellaceae. The coding region runs from base 1 to 939 and encodes 312 amino acids. The transcript has a single exon.
AUGCAUUACAUUAACAAGAUUCUUCACUUCUGCGUCGCUCUUCAUGUCGUCUUUCAGGGCGCGUCCGGUGCGAUCCUCCGCGGACGGACUAGCGAUGCUGAUUCGGUUCAGGUUCCACCAAGCAACCUCGAUUCAUUCACUUCAGCUGCCGAGGACCUCGACAAUCAGCUAGACAGUUUUCUGAGGAAGUGGGGUGGUGGCCAUCGCAAACCCGACAUUGUUGAAAUUGCGAACAUGGCGAAGAGGCAAGCCGGCGGUAUCCAGAUCGCCUCGGAGGACCUCCAGGACCUUCUGAGGCUUAUUCAGUCUAUCGAGCGGCAGCUUUCGGCAAUCAUUGCGUCCGGAGGCAGUUCGGCGAGUGGAACUGUUGUGUCGUCGCCUGUAUCCAACACGGUCAGCAACACGGUCAGCAACACGGUCAGCAACACGGUCAGCAACACAGGCCCGGUCAGUUCGCCGCCAGCGCCGUCAAACGAGCAGUUGACCGACACUGGAACCAACCCAGCCGUCACCAGUGUAAGUGCUCCUACCCCCAGCCCCUUUCUGACAACCAGUGGUGCAGGCAAUAGUGAAUCCCUUACCACGGCAUAUGCAACAUCAGUUAUGACUACUACGCGAUGCAAAACAACAGUCACUCGAACUUACACUACAUAUGUGUAUGAGGAUGGUCCCUCAGCGGCGCCCCGAGCCGUUCGGGCUGUUGUCGAGGGCGACGACGAGAUCGGUGGUCCAGACCCCAGCCCAACGCAGGAUCUUGAGCAAGACGACGACUGGGAGCCUUGGGUCGAGUUUGACGGAACGACGGGUGACGAGGACGGCUCCGAUGUUGGAUUCACUACACGCGACACCUGGACCUCCUUGGGAGUGUCGCGUCGUGCUCCCGGAGGUGUUUCCUCCCACGCCGAAGCCCUCUUCGCUCGUGACGAAGAAAGCCCUUGA